AUGUUUGGCAACUACGAUCACAGAAUACACGACGCCGGCUCUUACCGUCAGCGCCGAAGUGAUAUCGGUCAGCCACCAAUGGUUCCACCACCUAUGCCAGGUGGUGCUAUUCCCAGGUUUGGCCGUGGUGGCCCAACUCCAUAUGGGGCUCCUCCUAUGCCGCCGCCCGUGCCAGGAGGCCCGAGAUUUGAAGGCAGUUUUAAUGGGUAUCACGGGGUCGAAAGAGGUGGUCGUGGUGGGGGUUUAGCUGGUCGAGGACGCGGGUUUGGCGGUGAAAGAGGGCGUGGAGGUGGGAGAGUAGGCAGUGCCGGUGGGAGUUAUGGCGGUAGGCGUGGUGGAAGAGGUGGUGGAUCUAGGGCCGAUGACUUGGAUAGUAUUGCACUCCCAAAGCCAGAUUUUCGAGGCUUGAUUGAGUUUAGGAAGAAUUUUUACGUGGAGAACCCAUCGGUAAGGGCCAUGAGCGAGCACGAGGUUAUGAUGUAUCGUGCACGGCGGGAGAUUACUGUUGAGGGCCAUGAUGUCCCUAAGCCGGUUCGGAUGUUUCAUGAAGCGAAUUUUCCGGGUUACUGCCUUGAGGUCAUUUCUAGAUUGGGUUUCGUUGAGCCCACACCUAUCCAAUCACAAGGAUGGCCGAUGGCUUUAAGUGGGCGAGAUCUAAUAGGCAUCGCUGAGACUGGGUCGGGAAAGACACUGUCGUAUUUGCUGCCUGCUUUUGUUCACAUUAGCGCACAGCCCAGGCUGGUCCAAGGUGAAGGUCCAAUUGUAUUAGUGAUUGCUCCUACUAGAGAGUUAGCUGUUCAGAUUCAAGAGGAGGCUGUAAAGUUUGGUUCAUAUGCGAACAUAAGGAGUACUUGCAUAUAUGGUGGUGCCCCAAAAGGACCACAAAUUCGUGAUCUUAAACAAGGAGUUGAAAUUGUGAUUGCUACACCUGGUAGACUGAUCGACAUGUUGGAAGCUCAACAUACUAACUUGAAAAGAGUGACAUACCUUGUGUUAGAUGAAGCUGAUCGUAUGCUAGAUAUGGGAUUUGAACCUCAAAUCAGGAAAAUAAUUUCUCAGAUUCGUCCAGAUAGGCAAACCCUGUACUGGAGUGCAACAUGGCCACGGGAGGUGGAAAAAUUAGCACGACAGUUUCUUCGCAACCCAUACAAGGUUAUCAUUGGGUCUCCAGAACUGAAAGCAAACCAGUCCAUACAUCAAGUCGUUGAAGUCAUGACUGAUCUGGAGAAAUACAGAAGGUUGAUUAGAUUGCUGACGGACAUGAUGAAUGGUAGUAAAAUUCUUAUCUUUGUGGAGACAAAGAAAGGAUGCGACCAAGUUACGAGACAGCUGAGGAUGGAUGGGUGGCCGGCUUUGGCCAUACAUGGUGAUAAAAGCCAGGACGAAAGGGAUUGGGUCCUGGCAGAAUUUAAAAAUGGCAGAAGUCCUAUAAUGAUUGCCACUGAUGUAGCUGCUCGUGGCCUUGACGUGAAGGACAUAAAAUGUGUUGUGAACUACGAUUUUCCGUCCAGCCUCGAGGAUUAUGUUCACAGGAUAGGCCGUACAGGCCGUGCAGGGGCUGUAGGAACUGCUUUCACGUUUUUCACCCAUGCGAAUGUGAAGUAUGCACGGGAACUUGUUAAGAUCCUGCAACAAGCAGGGCAAGUUGUGCCUCCUCAACUUGCUGCCUUGUCCAGGUCGAGUGGCUUCAAUACAAAGGCAUCUGGAGGCAACUUUCUUUCAAGAGGACGAGGAGGUGGUUUUGGCAAUCGAGGUUUUGUUUCUGGGUCUAAUUCUACUCCUGUUGGUAGCAGAAGGCCUUACUAG
This is a messenger RNA of Striga hermonthica, 1806 nucleotides long. Lineage: Eukaryota; Viridiplantae; Streptophyta; Magnoliopsida; Lamiales; Orobanchaceae. The record is from the annotation of a GenBank genome assembly.